ACAGUGAUACACGCAGCUCACUGGAGUCUGCUAUCGAACGAACGACAUGUCAAACGACAAAGAAACACCUUUAGUACUUGUGACUGGUGCAUCUGGAUUUAUAUCUUUACAUAUCAUUCAAUUACUACAAAAGGAAGGUUACAAAGUUCGAGGAACCGUGCGUAGUUUGAAGAAUGAAGCUAAAGUAAAGCCACUACGAGAACUGUGCCCAAAUGCAAAGUAUCAAAUAGAACUAGUAGAAGCAGAUUUGACAAAAGACGAUGGAUGGAGAAAUGCUGUUAAAGACUGUACAUAUGUACUACAUGUCGCAUCGCCUUUUCCUAAUGUACCACCCGAAAGUGAAGAAGACUUAAUCAAGCCAGCUGUGGAAGGUACCAAACGUGUACUAAGAGCCUGUUCUCAUUCUGAAUCAGUUAAAAGAGUAGUUCUUACCAGUUCCAUAGCAUCUGUACACGGAGAAACUACAGUCGAAAAUGGAAAAGUUUACAACGAAUCUGACUGGAGUGACGUUAAUUCACCUUAUUUGGAUGCAUAUGCAAAGAGCAAGACCUUAGCAGAAAAAGCAGCAUGGGAUUUUGUUAAAGAUUUACCAGCUUCGAAGAGAUUCGAAUUAGCUACUGUAAAUCCUGCUCUCGUUAUAGGACCAAUUAUAAGUGGUACUGUAAGCACCAGCACUGAAGUUAUUAAGAGAUUGUUGGAUGGUAGCAUGCCUAUGUUACCACGACUCAAUUUCAGUUUAUGUGACGUACGCGACGUUGCAGAAGCGCAUCUUAAGGCUAUGAUAGUGCCUGAAGCGGCUGGUAAUCGUCACAUAGUUGCAUCCGAUCACUUAUGGAUGAGAGAUAUGGCAAACAUACUUACUGAAGAGUUUGCACAGUAUAAUUACCAUAUAUCUGCAUGGAAUGCACCUUACAUAACUUUAUGGUUUUUUAGCUGUAUUGACAAGUCUACUAGCUUAAUUUUGAAGAGAAUUGGAAAGAAAUACAUGUAUGAUAACAAAAGAACAAAAGAAGUUUUGGGUGUACAACUUAUUGAUAUUAAAAAAUCUCUAAUUGAUACCAUUUACAGUAUGAUUGAUAAUGGAGUAUUGAAGAAGACAAGCCAAUACAGGAACAAAAGAGAAAACUCAAAGUGAGAUUUUUUUAUGUAAUAACUGGAACUGAAAUAUUCUUUAUAUAUUAAUUGUUGUAUUCCUGAACUUUAGUAAUGGAUCUAAUGGGUUUUCAUAUUAGAUUAAAUAUAUAUAUAUAAAAAUUAUAUCAAAACUUCAAAAUGAGGUAAGAAAUAUGUAUUUUUCACAGAAAAUGUAGUUUAAUAUUUGUUGUUUUGCACUUU
Centruroides sculpturatus (bark scorpion) is the source of this 1335-nucleotide messenger RNA. RefSeq lists its product as uncharacterized. The transcript has a single exon. The record is from RefSeq and is a predicted model, not a curated record. Gene Ontology annotation, molecular function: oxidoreductase activity, acting on the CH-OH group of donors, NAD or NADP as acceptor. Bases 47 to 1135 code for a protein of 362 amino acids. Lineage: Eukaryota; Metazoa; Arthropoda; Arachnida; Scorpiones; Buthidae.